UUCCCGUUGACUCAAGGUCAGCUAAGAAUUAAAUUUCUCCAUUAAAUAAUCCAAUAGACACGGCAUUCGAGCACAGAAAUUCACAUGGUUAUGAUUGUUAUACCUAUCCUUAUAUUUUUUCUUGCUUCAAAGCCUUUAAUCGUCAUUUUAAACAGAAUGCAGCUCCUUCAAGUUUUGCAUUUACUUAUCUUGAUCUCUUUAACAGCAACAGUAACAAAAGCCGAGAGAAUCAGCAAAAAAGGAUGCAAUGAUAGGUGUGGAGAGAUAUCGAUUCCAUACCCUUUCGGGAUUGGAACAAAUUGUUCUCUAAACAAAUGGUACAAUAUUGAUUGUAACUCCUCGACACCGUAUCUGUCUGCACUCAACAACACGGAGUUCUUGAAUGUAAAUUCAGAGGACAGCUACAGAUCUGGAGCGGUCACUGUUAAGGUCUCCAUGACUUUUGAUUGCAUGAGGUCUGUCCAGCAUAGCACUCCUGUCGUAAGCAACAACAGUCCCUUUUAUAUUUCCACUUCUGCUAACAAACUUUUCGUUGAGGGGUGUGGCAUUAAUGCUGACGUCAUGGUGAAGAAGACUAUUGUUGCCAGUUGCUCAACGAUUUGUCGUAAUGAUACUGUCAGCGAUAGAAACAACUGCUUUGGCAUUGGUUGUUGUCAAGCCACGAUUGAUAUGAUUCAUAGUACUGAUAUGAAUUAUGGUGGAUGGUACUAUAGUCGUCAUCUGAAUUUCAAGACGUUUAGGUUGAAUGUAACAGGCUUGGAAGGGCCGGCUGGAGACGAGACAUGUAGGUCUGCCUUCCUGAUGGACAGUUCAUACUUCAGAGCAGGCUUUCCAAUUGACAUGAACAGCACUUACGUUCCCAUAACACUUUCGUGGUAUUCAGAUACCCUAGACGACAACAAUACUUCUCCAGAAUGCAAAAAGUGUCAACUUAAGGGAGGGUAUUGUCAGCUAAAUCUUGACGUGGACUCGGCUACAAGUUGUAUUAUUUAUAAGGGGAGAAAUUUGGGUGUCAUUCUGGGUGUUAGUAUAAGCAUGGGAUUGCUUUUCCUAAUGGUGAUGGGCUAUGCAUUAUACAAAAUAAUCAAGAAAACUAAAGCUAAGAGAAGGAAACAAAGGUUUUUUAAGCGCAAUGGUGGUCUUCUUCUUAAACAACAACAAGCAAUUGAUGUUGAGGAAACCAUACUCUUCACCUCUAAAGAAUUGGAGAAGGCUACUGACCGUUUUAAUGAGAAUAGAAUUCUUGGUCGAGGAGGUCAGGGUACUGUAUAUAAAGGUAUGUUAGCAGAUGGACGGAUCGUAGCAAUCAAGAAAUCAAUGGUGGUUGAUGAAAGUCAACUAGUAGAGUUCAUCAAUGAGGUAGUAAUUCUUUCACAGGUCAACCAUAGAAAUGUGGUCAAACUUUUAGGAUGUUGCCUAGAGACCGAGGUCCCACUACUUGUCUCUGAGUUUGUCUCGAAUGGUACUUUAUAUGACCUUAUUCAAAAUGAAACCGAUGAGUUUUCAUUCUCUUUACAUAUGAGAUUACAAAUUGCUACCGAGAUCGCAGGAGCACUUUCUUACUUACAUUCAGCAACCUCCAUUCCGAUAUACCAUAGAGAUAUCAAGACAACUAAUAUACUUUUGGAUGAAAAGUAUCGAGCAAAAGUUUCUGAUUUUGGUACUUCAAGGUUGGUAUCAAUAGAUCAAACUCAUUUAACUACAUUAGUCAAAGGGACAUUUGGUUACUUGGAUCCAGAGUACUUUCAAUCGAGCCAAUUCACUGAAAAAAGUGAUGUCUAUAGUUUUGGAGUUGUUUUGUUGGAACUUUUGACAAGAGAAAAGCCAAUAUCCUUAACUAGAUUCGGUGAAAAUAGAAGUUUAGCUACACACUUUAUGCUAGCUAUGGAAGAAGGCCGUGCAAUGUCUAUUUUUGAUGCAAUGAUUGUUAAGGAAGGUUUUAGGACCGAGUUGUUGUCUAUAGCUAAUUUGGCAAUGCGAUGCUUGAACUUCAAUGGAAAAAAUAGGCCAACUAUGAAAGAAGUUUCCAUUGAGUUAGAAUGCAUUAGAUUGUCACAUGUUUCCCUUAUAGAUAAAAUUAAUGUUGGCCUUGUGAAGCAAUGUGAGGUGGUAUCACCAAUAUAUGGUAAGUCAACAUCAACAUCGAUGACAAUCAGUGACAAUCGUAAUUGAUGAAUCAUGGUAAAUCUUAUGCUUUAAUUCGGUUAAGCAUUAGUUUCACCUACGAUAAUUGUGUCUUGAUAAAUAAGUUGUCUAUAAAGAUAGAAAAAACAUGUCAUAGGUUGUACUUGUUUCUCCUUCAAUGAUUUAUAUUUCAUGCUUUUGGUAUUACAUAUUCCUUUGUUUAAAAUUUGAUCGGUUUAUAAUAUAUAAAUACUAUCAACGUUAUGUUAUCUUA
Messenger RNA from Lactuca sativa (garden lettuce), 2398 nucleotides. RefSeq names its product wall-associated receptor kinase-like 2. The record is from RefSeq and is a predicted model, not a curated record. Gene Ontology annotation, biological process: protein phosphorylation; cell surface receptor signaling pathway. Lineage: Eukaryota; Viridiplantae; Streptophyta; Magnoliopsida; Asterales; Asteraceae. Gene Ontology annotation, molecular function: ATP binding; protein serine/threonine kinase activity; polysaccharide binding. Gene Ontology annotation, cellular component: plasma membrane.